Molecule: messenger RNA, 3828 nt
Organism: Knipowitschia caucasica
Lineage: Eukaryota; Metazoa; Chordata; Actinopteri; Gobiiformes; Gobiidae
Source: the annotation of a GenBank genome assembly
AUGGCUCCAUCUUCGCCUAUGCUGUCAGGGGCUCUACAGAAUCAGGCUCUGAGAGAUGCAUCGUAUGCUUCCCCGAUGUCACCUUACCAGCAACCUAUGGCUCCAUCUUCGCCUAUGCUGUCAGGGGCCCUACAGAACCAGGCUCUGAUGGAUGCAUCAUUUGUUUCCCCAAUGUCACCUUACCAGCAACCUAUGGCUCCAUCUUCACCCAUGCUCUCAGGGGCCCUACAGAAUCAGGCUCUGAGAGAUGCAUCAUUUGUUUCCCCCAUGUCACCUUACCAGCAACCUAUGGCUCCAUCUUCGCCUAUGCUGUCAGGGGCCCUACAGAAUCAGGCUCUGAGAGAUGCAUCAUUUGUUUCCCCAAUGUCACCUUACCAGCAACCUAUGGCUCCAUCUUCACCCAUGCUCUCAGGGGCCCUACAGAACCAGGCUCUGAUGAAUGCAUCAUUUGUUUCCCCAAUGUCACCUUACCAGCAACCUAUGGCUCCAUCUUCGCCUAUGCUGUCAGGGGCCCUACAGAAUCAGGCCAUACGAGGAGCGUCUUUUGCGUCUCCUCUUCAGAGGCCUAUAUCACCAUAUGCCUCAGUGCCUUCAUCCCCAAUGCUUUCUGGAGCCAUGAGACAUGGACAGGCAUUAAGAGGAGUGUCUUCUUAUCAAAUUUCUGGCAUGCAGUCACCCUACGGACCCACGCCAAAGAGCCCAAACCUGUCGGCAGCUCUCAACAACCCUUACCUCAGAGGUGCCUCGUACACUCUGCCCGACGGAACCAUCAUCAUUGACCCACGGAAGCCUGUUUCACCCAACCUGUCUGCCGCGCUGCAGAACUCCGCUCUUCGCAACGCCUCAUAUUCUCUCCCAGAGGGUGUCAAGGAUCCCAAUGUCCCUGUGUCACCAAACCUGGCUAAGGCCCUCAACAACCCAGCCUUGCGAGGAGCAACUUACCAACUUUCAGAUGGCACCUACAUUGUUGAUCCAAACAAACCCAAAACACCAAACCUGAGAGCUGCUCUGCAGAACCCUUACCUUAAAAGUGCUUCCUACACCCUGCCAGACGGAACCAUCAUCAUAGACCCACGCAAACCUGUGGGACCUAACCUUUCUAAUGCUCUCCUCAAUGAGCAGAUGCGUAAAGCAAGGUACAAUGUUCCAGAUGGGACUCUGCAUAUCCCCGGUCAGAAGCCCAACCUGUCAUUCGCCCUUCGUCAGAACCGGCCGCUCCGAUCCACUGGCCUGUAUCAGCUGUCAGACUCCUCCAUUCUGUCAGGGAUCCCCAACCCUAUCCCUCCCAACCUCUCCAAAGCCCUGCAGGCGGACGGCAUGCGUGGCAUCAAGUUCAGGUUAGCAGACGAUUCCCUUCUCACACGUCGCUUCCACAAUCCCAAUUUGUCUGACGCCAUUGCUAACCAGCAGCUACGUUACGCCUCAUACCGAGUGCCAACGGCCUUGUACGGGGAGGACAAUCAAUACGCAGUGGUACCCCCCUACGGGCCACGUUCUGGCCACUGGGCCCGGAAUGCUCGAGGUGGAGGGGAGGGAGGGGAGGACGUGUGGGCGGCCGAGAGGGUCCUGCCACACGGGACACUUCAGAAUCUGUCUAAGUGGUCUAUGUACCGAGAUGCGGGUAUUUUAGACGGCUACACCCCCACGCUCAGGGCCGACGGAGCCCCUGAAGACGCAGAAUGGGCCCCAGAGAGAGAGAAGAUGCCCGGUAAAAGCUGGUAUGACAAGAUUUACUCCAUCCUAACCAUGACCACAAUUGGUCACAGACCAAAGCGCUGGGCUGAGGGGAUGGAGGACAUGACACAGCUACCGGAGCUGAAUGACACCACUGUGCUCAUGAAUCUGAAGAAGCGCUUUGACCGGGAGCUUAUAUAUACAUACAUCGGCAGCAUCCUCAUCUCUGUGAAUCCUUACAAGCUCAUCAACAUGUACGGCACAGACAUAGUGCUGCUGUACGAGGGCCGUGGGCUGUGCGACAACCCUCCCCAUAUUUUUGCCAUUGCUAACUUAUCAUAUUCUACCAUGAUGGAUGCCAAAAGGGACCAGUGUAUUGUAAUCAGCGGAGAAAGUGGCUCAGGAAAGACAGAGGCGACCAAACUUAUCCUGCGUUACUUGACAGCCAUUCACCACAAACGCAACGUGACACAACAGAUCCUAGAGGCGACACCCCUGUUGGAGUCAUUUGGAAAUGCCAAAACGGUGCGCAAUGACAACUCUUCGCGUUUUGGAAAAUAUACUCAGCUCUACAUGGACGAGGGUGUGAUCAGCGGUGCCAUAACGUCCCAGUACCUGCUGGAAAAGUCCCGCAUAGUCUUUCAAGCCAAAUCAGAGAGGAAUUACCACAUCUUCUAUGAAAUGUUGGCUGGCCUCCCCCCUGAAGAAAAGAUCCCACUUUACUUGCAGGAGGCAGAGACAUACUACUAUCUCAACCAGGGUGGAGACUGCUCCAUCAAGGGAAAGGACGAUGCAGAAGACUUCAGGCGUCUCUUGGGCGCUAUGGACAUCCUGUGCUUCACGCCUGACGAGCAAACCGCUAUCUACAGGAUGUUGUCCUCUGUCCUUCACCUGGGGAACGUGUUCUUCCAGCCACACCAGGUGGAGGGGCAGGAGGUGGCCUCAGUGGUCAGUGCACAGGAAAUAAGGGUCAUAGCUGAGCUUCUGCAAGUCUCUCCAGAAGCUCUGCAGAAGUCUGUGACCUUCAAAAUGACAGAUGCUGUACGGGAGAAGAUCUACACUCCUCUGACCGUGGAGAGUGCUGUUGAUGCCAGGGACGCAGUUGCCAAGAUCCUGUAUUCUCUGCUUUUCGGUUGGCUGACGGAGCGCAUCAACGGACGGGUUUACCCUCGCCAUGAGGCCCUGUCUAUCUCCAUAUUGGACAUCUAUGGAUUUGAGGAACUACAGCUGAACAGCUUUGAGCAGCUCUGCAUCAAUUACGCAAAUGAAUCGCUGCAGUCUUUUUUUGUUAAGGUCAUCUUCCAAGAGGAACAGGAGGAGUACAUGAGAGAGCAGAUACAGUGGCAGCAGCAGCCCUUCACUCAGAACCAGGAAUGUAUGGACCUCAUUUCUGCCAAGCCCCAUGGCAUAUUGCGCAUUCUGGACGACCAGUGUGGCUUCCCACAGGCCACAGAUCACACCUUCCUACAAAAGUGCCACUAUCACCACAGUAACAGCCCGCUCUACGCCAGACCAAAGAUGCCAUUGCCGGAGUUCACCAUCAAGCACUACGCAGGGAAAGUCACAUACCAGGUCCACCACUUUCUGGACAAGAACUUCGACAUGGUGCGUCAGGACGUGCUGGACCUCUUCAUCCAGAGCAAGAACAAACUCGUGUCCAGUCUGUUCCUGAGGCACUCGGAGUCCCUAUCUCUGCAGAAGACUGCCCACCGCACAAGCUCUGUGCGCCGUUAUCAGGCCAACACAGUCAGCGCCAAGUUCCAGAACAGCCUCCAGGAGCUCAUUGAGAAGAUGGAGAGGUGUAACCCUUAUUUUGUGCGCUGCAUCAAACCAAACCAUCGUAAGGAGCCCUCUGUGUUCGACAUGGAGCUGGUCAGCUCACAGCUGCGGUAUUCGGGGAUCAUGGAGACAAUCCAAAUCAGGAAGGACGGAUACCCCUACAGACUGGAUUUUCACAGCUUUCUGGUCAGGUACAAAGCUCUACUGUGUCUGGUGGAGCCGCCUCCCCCUGAUGGAGACAACUGUGUCCAGAUGCUGCGCAGACUGGCUCUGAUCAAGACGGGCUCGUACCAAGUGGGAGUCAGCAAGCCCUAUUCCUCCUCCCCACGGGGCCCUGAGCUGGACAGCCUGGCUGCUCCGAGACAGAGGAAAUGA